Diospyros lotus (date-plum) is the source of this 888-nucleotide messenger RNA. RefSeq lists its product as uncharacterized. The record is from RefSeq and is a predicted model, not a curated record. Bases 191 to 703 code for a protein of 170 amino acids. NCBI's taxonomy places the organism in Eukaryota, Viridiplantae, Streptophyta, Magnoliopsida, Ericales, Ebenaceae. The transcript has a single exon.
CCCACCACCCACCCAUUCAGAAUAUUUUCAGAUCUCAUUAUUAUUAUUAUUAUUAUGCGCUCAAUUUCUCCACCUUUUUAGGCCAUUAAAACCAACCCAACCCCCCUGGUUCCUGAUCCAACCAUCACUCCACCCAAGAAAUCAAAGCACCCAAACCCCUACUCGUCUAAGCCUUCAAUUCUCUUUCCAGAUGGCCAGAAAGAGGUCACCCAUUUUUCAGAAGAAUGUCCCAAUCCUGCUCCAAGCUUGCAUCUUCAUAGCCAAACUGAAGAAACCCAUCGUUUCAAAGCUUCUACUCCUCCUCAAGAAAUAUUCAAGUCGGCCCAAGAAGCUCAAGCUUCUCCACAGGCACCACUACAACCAUGGCGGCUACCUUCGGGAAUACCAGUUCUCUCCUUCCAGCACUCCUCUCAUUGGCUACCACAUCAAGCCACCGUUCAAGAAGGGAAUCAAAUACAGAGAUAUGUACUCCGUUUUCUUCGCCUGCUGCAAGUGUUUUGGCAGGUGGGCAGACGAAGUCGAAGACUGCCCGUUGCCGCUGCCGGCAGCCGAGGAUGCGGCCUCCGAACGGCUGCCGGACUCCGGCGGGGAGGAAGAUUCGAUUGACGAGAGGGCGGAGAGGUUCAUCGAGAGGUUCUAUCAGGACAUGAGAAUGCAGAGGCAGGAGUCUGUGUUGCAGCUCAUGGAUUACUCCUACACAUGAUCAGAAUUUAUCCUCUUUUUUUUUUUUUAAAUUAAUUUUGGAUUGUCAUUUUUUGGUUUGGUUUGGUUUGGUUUAUGUUUAUUGAAUCUGGAGUUUUAAGACUCCUUCUCCGCAUUGGAUUUUGGAGAAUGUGGAGAUUAAUUGUUCUUUUUAUUUUGUGUCAUCUUGUGUCGUCUUCCUUAAUU